This is a messenger RNA of Actinia tenebrosa (Australian red waratah sea anemone), 1146 nucleotides long. RefSeq lists its product as uncharacterized. The record is from RefSeq and is a predicted model, not a curated record. Gene Ontology annotation, molecular function: nucleic acid binding. NCBI's taxonomy places the organism in Eukaryota, Metazoa, Cnidaria, Anthozoa, Actiniaria, Actiniidae.
AUGGGUCGUAAUACCACCCAUAACGAACUGCGCCAAAGAGGUUAUUGGAUCGUCGGUGGAUCAUCAGCUGUAGCGAAUAUUAUUUCUCAGUGCGUGACCUGUCGCAGGCAGCGUCGACCACUUGARCAACAACAAAUGGCAAGCCUUCCCAAAGACAGAGUUGAACAGGCUCUGCCCUUCAGUUACUGCGCAGUGGACUAUUUCGGUCCUUUUGUUGUCAAAGAGAGAAGGAGCGAGGUAAAACGAUAUGGAGUGCUGUUCACGUGCCUAGCAUCAACAGGAGUGCAUCUCGAGACUGCRAACAGUUUGGACACGUCUUCAUUCAUCAACGCCCUUAGACGAUUUCUGGCCCGUCGCGGCCCCGUGAGACAGAUAAGAUGUGAUGAAGGAACCAAUUUUGUUGGGGCCCRAAAUGAGCUCAAGGCAGCACUCGCGGAAAUGAACCAAGAGAGAGUAGCAGAGUACCUACUUGGACAAGACUGUGAAUGGAUUUGCUUUCGAAUGAACACCCCACAUUCCAGCCACAUGGGCGGAUCCUGGGAACGCCUAAUUGGAACCRUGCGAAGAGCCUUGGAACCCGUUCUCAGAAACCAUUCCCAACAGCUGGACRAUGAGUCUCUAAGAACUGUCAUGACAGAAGUGGAAAACAUCGUGAACUCAAGAYCCUUGACAGCUCAUAAUCUGUGUGACUCAGAUGCACCAGAGCCCUUGACACCUGGUCACCUUCUGACUAUGAAACCUAAGUUACUGAUGCCUCCUCCAGGAGAGUUCCAGAAAGCAGAUGUUUACAGCAAACAACGYUGGAGGAGAGUACAGUAUCUUAUCAACGAGUUCUGRUUAAGAUGGCGAAGAGAAUUCCUGCACACCCUUCAAGAGCGUGAGAAGUGGGUCAAUCCAAAACGAGACCUCASUGUGGGAGAUAUUGUGAUUGUGAAGGACGGAGACUUGGCACGAAACAAGUGGCCUCUUGCGAAAGUGGUACAGACCCAAGUCUCAGAGGAUGGUCAYGUGAGAAAGGUUAAACUCCUUAUAGCUGACGGAGCUCUCAACAACAAAGGCAAGCGCCUACACCCCCCUUCCUAUCUGGACAGACCAAUUCACAAGUUGGUUCUUCUUCUUCCUGCCGAAAGCUGCCAAGAAGACUAA